Linum trigynum is the source of this 2738-nucleotide messenger RNA. NCBI's taxonomy places the organism in Eukaryota, Viridiplantae, Streptophyta, Magnoliopsida, Malpighiales, Linaceae. The record is from the annotation of a GenBank genome assembly.
CUUCAUCUUCAUCUUCCCAUUUCUUUGUUAAAAAUUAUCCCUUUUUUCAAAGAUCAACAAGAUGGGAUGUGGAUCAUCUAAACUAUCACAUAUUGGAGAUGUGAUAAUGGUGCCAACAAAGAUACGACCAAUGAUAGUGCGAAAGAUGGAGGAAUUAAAAAGGCAUGCUAGGAAUUCUAGGGGCUCCGGCGCUUCAAGGAAAGAGCUUCUCAAGGACACCAGUGGAUAUCAUAAUAGUGAUUUCUACGUCGACAGCAGUAGAGGAUCCUCCACCACCGUAGGAGAUAAUAGCCUCAAACAUGGAAAAAAUACACAUAUGUCAUCAGAACAGUGUGAGGAAUUCAAAGAUGCAGUAGAGAGUUUGUCAGAAACACAUGAUUCGCGGCCUCUAAAAGAAGUUAUGCCCAUACAAUUGGAGGAGAAGGUUAAUAAAGUUGCGUUGGAGUUCCUUGCAUGGAGCGAGAUGAGAGCUGAAUCUAAGAAGUAUAUGGAGGAAGAGAUGGUGGAGGUUGUUGAGGAUGAGGAGGAAAAUAGCGAAGAUGAAGAUCUUAUUCAACGACAGAUAUCCCCCGGGUCUCCAAGCUUCAGGGUGUAUUACAUUGAGUCGUUAGCUUCCACAAUGAAGGAUGUUGAUAGCUUUGAGGAGUUGGAUGAUGAGAUUGAGAAUGAAAUACAUAGGGACAUAGAGAAGAAAGAGGGCUCUAAUAUGAUAUCAGAGGAACUUGUCAAACGUAAAAAGGGGAUAAUGAGAACGAUGAGGAAGCAGGGAGGGAAGCUGAAGAGGGUAAUAAUAACAAAAUCCAAACCAACGACUACCACCAAAAUGUUGAAGGUGUCAUCAUGAAGUGAAAAAUCUAAAAAAUGAAUUACUGCUUCAAAAUCAAAUGUUUGAUCCUUUUCAAAUUAUUCUUUCCUAGAUUGUUGAAACUUUUUAGUCUACACAUGUUUCUCAAAAUAUUUUGUUCUCCCUCUCACUUGAUAUCUUUUUUCUCAAUCAAUUUUUUAUUAAAGAGAAGGAGGAAGAACAAAGUAAACAAAUCUAGAUGUAUGACAUCAAUCCAUGUGUUUGCAAUUGCGCUGAAUGAUACAUAUUCUAUCCUCGUUCUAUAUAUAUACUAGGAAUUAUAUUCGCAUGAUACAGCGACUGGUUGGAUAAGAGAGCACUUCAUGUGUGCAAUUUAUUUUGAUAAUUUUUCAUUAAGUUAAACUAUAAGAAGAAAAAUAUAAAUAAUAAGAAUAUAAGAGAAAAUUAUUGAGUUUUGAAAAUCCUCCUACUUCAAGAUUAAAGAGCUAUCAAUGUAUUGUCCACUCUUUGGCACUCCUUCUAUUUGUGGGCCCAGAAGAUUAUCGAAACCCAAAUUCGGAAUUGGUUUUUUCAUUCCUCACAAUCACCAGACCACUUAUCCCUUUCUCAUCAAUCCUCAACCCUUAGACAUAAACAACUCCGACUAUGUUGAUUUCUAUACCUUUUUUUUUUGCUCCUCUUCUCUUUUGUUGUCCCAUUUUUAAUAUGAAAAUUUUCUCUUCUCUUUUUCUUCAAGAUCGCCUCUCUCGCUGAGAUCGCCAAACACCUCUUCCACAUUUAAAAUUUGCGAUGAUAGUCACCGGUUAUUGCACUUCUCUUCUCAUACUAAUAUUCUCUUUCUUGCUUCUCCUUUUCUUUUUAGAUUCCAGGCAAAAUAAAAUUGAAGGGAAGUAACAUAUGGAAUAUCAACAUUGUUUAUCUUAACAUGCAGAUAUCCUAGCGACUCCCGAUCAUUGUAGUUGUCGAAUAGGUGUUUUGCAGUUUUAAUUUUAGCAUCAACUGCUGCUUGUUACAUCUCUCCCAAUUUCCUUCAUCAUUAACCCAGUGAAACAAAAAUGGAGCGGGAUCCCCAAGGAAGGGGUCAUAUGGGAGAAGGUAAGAGAACAAUGCAGAAUCUGCUUGCUCUGACAGGCAACGGUGCUGUUGCUCGUCAAUAAAAAGAAAGGGGUAAACACAGCUUGACAUGCAUCUCGGUUCGAUUUUCCAAAAUUUUUCUUGAAUUUCUUCUAACUGAUGAUCAAUCAAUUGUCAUGAAAAUCCCGAUUUCUCAUAUGGAUUGUCUACGGUUCGUGAUUAUAAAAAAAGUUAUGAAUUGAUGCUACUACCAAUCUUAUUGGUCCAUUUUUCCAAUCUAAUUGCCACAUUCUUGUAUCACUAAGACUGGUCUCAAAUAGAGAGGUCCAUCUGAAAAUGGAUCAUUGUCUCAAAAGUCAAUGGGGGGUUUAGCUCAACCCAACAAAUUUUAUUGAAAAUAACACAUUACAAUAAUACUUAUUUUAGCGAACAGUAAUGGGGUAUUUAGCUUUAUAUAUAUCAAUAUCUUAGUGAACAGUAACGCGUAUUUAGCUUUAUAUAUAUUAAUAUAGUUUUUCCUAUUCUUCCCCUAUUUUUAUUCAUCGUUAUUUCCCCUAUUUCUCCCACUAUGUUCCACGAAGGUAGAUACUAAAAAAGUUACGAUUAAGGUUGUGUGGGACUUAUUGGCUACGCCAAAGAAAGAGGGCAGUAUGGGAUUGUGUGACCUCCGAACUUGGAACAUUGCCUAUUUGGCUCGUCUCUUGUGGUUGCGAGCUCAAGCUUUUGGGUGGCAUGGGUGAGGCGCUAUAGGCUGCGAUCUCGAUCUAUUUGCGAGCUGCAGCCUACCAUGGCUGGAUCCUGGCUAUGGAGACAACUAUGUAAGCUUUGUGGGUGGUAUCAAUAUAGAAUGAUUGUAAAU